UAACGACAGUUAUAGUCAGGAUGUAACGUAAACCAACAGUCGGCUUGUGGUGCGGGAACAGGAACAGCUAGGCUGUCUGUGUAGCUACAGUGGGAGAUGUUUCCUUAUUUAUACAGUGAAUAAUUUUAAGUGCACCUAUCAGAGUAUCUACAAAGCCACAUUUGAGUCGGCGAAGUUAUCUAGAAAUUCGCUGCAGUUUAUCCUUGUUAUUGACUUAGCUUAGCUUUAGCUAAAUUAAAGUUAGCUACUACUAACAGUUACCUGGUUUCGCUUUGGACUAGUUUUGGACUUCACCUACUUUAGGGAUGUUCCUCGUCUUACUGGUAUGCACACUGGCUCUGGCUGCCACUGGGCAGCAGGAGGAUGAGGACUGGAUAGACCCUUAUGAUAUGCUCAACUAUGAUGCAAGCACCAAAACGAUGAGGAAGCCCACAGAGCCAGCAAACUAUCAAAAUGUGCCAACCAAAAGAAGAGAGUACACUCAGGACUCCAGCCAACUUGAACUGGCAUCGUAUAAGGAUCAAGUGGAAGGGUUAAAGAGACAGAUUGAAGAUCAAAAGAAGAAAAUCAUGGCCCUCUCACAGCAGCCUACAUGCAAUCCAGUGUUCAAGCGAUUUCUUAGUAGACUCCUGAAGGAGAUACAAAGAAUUGGUUUGCCCAGUGACUCCACAGACGCCUUGUACGAUGCCAAAAUCAGACUGUCCAGACAAUCCAUGACAGAGAUUCAAAAUCUUCUGGAAGGUGAAGACAGCUGGAGAACAGGAGCACUGGACAAUGCCCUCAGUCAGAUACUAGUGGAUUUUAAACCACAUGACUAUGAUGCCUGGAAGUGGCAUUUUGAGGACACCUUUGGCGUGGAGAUUGACACACUAUUAAAAAUUGGGCUGUUUGUUCUGGUCAUAAUAGUCAUCAUCUGCACUGAGCUGUGGUCAAGGGUCUCCUGGUUUAUGCAGUUCAAGAGACUGUUUACUGUCUGCUUCUUCGUCAGCAUUGUCUGGAACUGGUUCUAUCUGUACAAGAUUGCCUUUGCCGAGCACCAAAACAAUAUAGCAAAGAUGGACAGCGUCAAUGAAAAAUGCACCGGAAUGAAGAAAAUGGACUGGAGUGAUAGUUUGAAAGAGUGGUUCAGAAGCACCUGGACUCUUCAGGAUGAUCCUUGUAAGAGAUACUAUGAAGUCCUCAUGGUCAACCCCAUUCUGCUUGUACCUCCCACCAAGGCAAUAUCAGUUACCAUCACAACCUUCAUCACAGAGCCACUGAAACAUUUGGGCCAGGGGAUCAGUGAGUUUCUUCGAGCCCUCCUCAAAGAUCUACCAAUCACCCUGCAGAUCCCAGUUCUUCUCACUAUUGUGAUCUCCAUUGUGGUAUGCAUGUAUGGAAGUGUGCAGGCAGCCUUCCGGUAUGGCAUUACUGCACCUCUGCGCCGCCGCCGUCGAAGAGAUCCACCCCCUCCAGGGCUGAACCAACCACAGCCUCCUGUCUUGAGGAUUGAGGACCGUGACCACCUAGCAGGAGGGGACGCACCACAACAGGCCUUGAGGCACAGAGCCAAUGAUGACAGAUUACAGAGGGAUGACAGAUUACAGAGGGAUGACAGAUUACAGAGGAAUGACAUUCGUCAGAGGCAACCCAACAGAGUCAGGGAAGAGCCAGCCAAGAUAGUUGUGGAGACCCUGUGCACUGCUGACAGACCCUACAGCGAGGAUGAGACAGAUGGUGAACGGCGUGAGGGAAGUCCUGAAUCAGAGCAGACAGAGCAGAGUCUCUCUGCUGUUGAAAGUGAUCCUCAAACUGAGUCAGAUUCAGAAAACCAGCCGGACACCCAAGAGGAGCUAGACAGAGCGGGUGCUGGCAGCGUUGCACACAGGGAAGCCAAAGCUAACAAGGACCAAUCAAAAACUAAACCCACAGAUUCAUCUCCAGUAAAGACUAAACCUUUGAAAGUAAAGAAGAAAGUUUCUCAAGAUGAACCCAGCAGAAACAGAUCUCAGCCAGCAGGACGACACCCCGCACAAACUAAAUUAGGUGAUGAUCAGGAUUUGGAAGACUCAGCUGAAGACAGGACCACCUCUCUCUCCGAAAGGAUCCCAGUUCAGGAGACGUCUCCAACAUCAGUGGAAUAAGCAACGUCUGCAUUAGUCAAAAGAAGCAACAUUGUCCUCAUCAGUGUUUGGCACGUUUUAUGGACUGUGGAGGCAGUGAUUACAAGGGCAGUCAUUCAGUCCAUCCCUUGCUGACUGACUUACACACAUUGCUGAAAUGCAUGUGCACAUUUUCAAGGUGACUCAAUGGGGAACCACCCCAGUGCGGCCAGCGGAGCAACUUUAUCGUAAAAAACUGUCUUUGCUGCCGUGCAGGCAGAUGAAUGUGCUGAGAUUCACAAAUACUGUUUGGUGAAUCUGCUCAGUGUUUCAUCAUCAUUUCGUUGCACAGCAGCUUGACUCAUGCAGGUAUCAGGGAAAUAGGAAACUUACUUGUGAAAACCAGUGUUGUUUACUUUUGUAUUUUCAGUGUCUUAUCCAGGGGCAGAAAUCAUGGUCUUACAAAACUAAGUUUGUCUAGUUUCAUUGGAAUUAUAACAAAGACCAAGUAAAACUUGGUGGUAAGUAAUCAUUUAUUACUAUAAACAAAUAAUACCUUCAAUUUUACUUUAAUUUACUUUCAAACCAAUGUUUUGAAGUUGAAAUAUGAAUCUAGAUUUUGUAAUUUAAUAGGCAGAACACUAUUUCUUUAUGUUGUUUUUUUACAAUGAGCUGUUUUGGGGGUUAUUAAAUGUAGAUUUUAUAUAGAAGACUUGAAAUACUGAUGUUGAAGUUAAAGUUUUGCUCAGCAGUAGUGUUGCUGUUUGUUUACUAUUGAUAAUGGCAAACUACUUGUUAAAAGCAUUACAUGAUUGCAUGGCGUGGUGCAGUGCUGAAUUCUGAAAUUAGUGAAUUUAGCCAAAGUCUUUGAUUUUAAAGUCAUAAAUCAAUAAAGAAACAUAUUUAAUAGUCGUGUAAGAAUAUUCUAACAAAAAGGUACAAAAUGUUGAAAAUAGUGUAGCAACUUGCUCCAGAGGCAGAUCUUGAAAUUGCUAAUACUGAAAGAAGCAACACUAAUUAAAGCUGCACUUAUAAUUUAAACUAAUAAUUGUGUCUAACUAUGGUUUGAUGAAUUCAUGGAUGACUUCCAGUGACAGUAAACAGUGUAUACUUUUAA
This is a messenger RNA of Thunnus maccoyii (southern bluefin tuna), 3198 nucleotides long. It is a transcript of the gene clcc1, whose product is annotated as chloride channel CLIC-like 1. Lineage: Eukaryota; Metazoa; Chordata; Actinopteri; Scombriformes; Scombridae. The record is from RefSeq and is a predicted model, not a curated record. Gene Ontology annotation, molecular function: chloride channel activity. The coding region runs from base 306 to 2123 and encodes 605 amino acids. The transcript is spliced from 10 exons. Gene Ontology annotation, cellular component: membrane; endoplasmic reticulum.